UAUGGACCAAUAUUUUGUCAGUAAAAUAUAUACGUAUAUAUAUAAUAUAUUGAUUGUAGGUUGAGGGAAGACCGUAACAACAACAACAUAAGCUUCGUUUCCUCCCAGCUACCUGCUUAUUCCCAUUCUUUCAGCAGACACUACCCGGCUCUUUAUUUAAUAGAUCAUGGUCCAGGCGGAUGCCGCCUCGGAGACUCCGUCGUCAACUGGAGAUCCGGACUUGUCGUCGUUGGAGGUGAUCACUUUGUUUGGGAAAUACGAGCUGGGGAAGCUGCUUGGCUACGGUGCCUUCGCCAAGGUGUACCACGCCAGGAACUUACUUACGGGUCAGAGCGUGGCGAUCAAGGCGGUGAGCAAGCGCAAGAUUGUCAAGGGUGGUCUCGCUGAAAAUAUUAAGCGGGAGAUUUCCAUCAUGCGCAGGCUGCACCACCCCCACACCGUAAAGCUCUUCGAGGUCCUCGCCACCAAGUCCAAGAUCUUCUUCGUCAUGGAGUUAGCCAAAGGCGGCGAGCUCUUCGCCAAGAUAGCCAAUGGACGAUUCAGCGAGGAUCUCAGCCGUCGUUACUUCCAACAGCUUAUCUCCGCCGUCGGAUACUGCCACUCUCGAGGCGUCUUUCACCGGGACCUCAAGCCCGAGAAUCUCCUCCUCGACGAGAACUGGAACCUGAAGGUCUCCGAUUUUGGACUUAGCGCCGUCAACGACCAGGUCCAACCGGAUGGAAUGCUACACACCCUGUGCGGAACGCCGGCUUACGUCGCGCCAGAGAUUCUCUCCAAGAAAGGCUACGACGGUAAGAAGGCGGAUGUCUGGUCAUGUGGCGUCAUCCUGUACGUACUGAACGCAGGUUACCUGCCGUUUAGCGACCCCAACCUCAUGGUAAUGUACCGGAAGAUCAACAGGGGAGACUUUCGGUAUCCGAAAUGGACGUCUCCCGAUCUACGCCGCUUCAUCUCGCGCCUACUAGACCCUAAUCCGGAGACGAGGAUUACAGUCGAUGAGAUCGUCCGGGACCCUUGGUUCAAGAAAGGGUAUAAGGAGGUUGAGUUCCAAGUCGAGGAAGAUGACGGUUUUGCCCUGAAGGACCACGGGCACGACGAGAACUCCAAGUACGUUAACGCUUUCGAUCUGAUCUCGUUCUCGACCGGUUUCGACCUGUCCGGGUUGUUCAAUGACCCCGACACUUCGGUGGGCGGGGAGCGAUUCAUGUCGGAGGAAAGACCGGAGAGGAUAAUCCAGAGAAUCGGAGAGAUGGCUGAGACGGAGAAUGUAGUGGUGAGGAGAAAGGAUUGGGGAGCGAAGCUGGAGGGACAAAACGGCGAUCUGGUGGUGACAAUCCAGGUAUACCGUUUAACGGAGAGUCUGGUGGUGGUUGAGAUCCAGGGGAGGGAAAGAGCCGUUGGAUCUGGCCAACAAAUUUGGAAAGACAAGUUACGGCCACAGCUUGCUGAUUUGAUCUAUCAACAGUCAGUUGGCCGUGAUGAUCAGGGUUCUGCGUAAUUGACAUCAUAAAUCUAUCGGGAAGAUUAAUGUAAAAAGAAAGUUAAAAAAAAAAAAAUGUCCAACGUUCUUGUUUCUAACGUAAAUAUUUAAUAGAAUAGUUUGUGUUGUAUGAUUGUCA
Messenger RNA from Carya illinoinensis, 1619 nucleotides. Its product is annotated as CBL-interacting serine/threonine-protein kinase 14-like. Gene Ontology annotation, biological process: protein phosphorylation; signal transduction. Gene Ontology annotation, molecular function: protein kinase activity; ATP binding. The record is from RefSeq and is a predicted model, not a curated record. NCBI's taxonomy places the organism in Eukaryota, Viridiplantae, Streptophyta, Magnoliopsida, Fagales, Juglandaceae. The transcript has a single exon. Bases 167 to 1498 code for a protein of 443 amino acids.